This is a messenger RNA of Vicugna pacos (alpaca), 1955 nucleotides long. RefSeq names its product eukaryotic translation initiation factor 2B subunit alpha (gene EIF2B1). Gene Ontology annotation, cellular component: eukaryotic translation initiation factor 2B complex. NCBI's taxonomy places the organism in Eukaryota, Metazoa, Chordata, Mammalia, Artiodactyla, Camelidae. The record is from RefSeq and is a predicted model, not a curated record. Gene Ontology annotation, molecular function: translation initiation factor activity; guanyl-nucleotide exchange factor activity. Gene Ontology annotation, biological process: translational initiation.
AGACCAUGGCGGCCCGGAUCUCUCAGCGCACAGCCAGCUGCGGUCAGGCAGGCCUCCCGGAAACUGUUAAUCCUGACUUCCGGCGCUGCCAAAUGACGUGUGAGGCGGCUUUGCUCAGGCCGCGCGCCGUACCCACGGCCCAGCCUCCAAAGCGCCGGAAGUGGAAUGCAGAGUGGCGCCGCGCGCUGUCAGUCUCUGUGGCUCGGAGCCCGCGCGGUUGCGGGACCCAUCCUGGCAACGAGGGCAGCUCUGGACCCCUUGGGCUCCACGGUCCGGAGGGCACGAUGGACUCCAAGGAGUUAAUUGAAUAUUUUAAGUCUCAGAUGAAAGAAGAUCCUGACAUGGCCUCAGCAGUAGCUGCCAUCCGGACUUUGCUGGAGUAUUUGAGGAGAGACAAAGGGGAGACGAUCCAGGGCCUGAGAGCGAACCUCACCAGCGCCAUCGAAACCCUGUGCGGCGUGGACUCCUCUGUGGCCGUGUCCUCAGGCGGGGAGCUCUUCCUGCGCUUCAUCAGCCUCACCUCCCUGGAAUACUCCGAUUACUCCAAAUGUAAAAAGAUCAUGAUUGAGCGGGGAGAGAUUUUUCUGCAGAGAAUAUCACUGUCGAGAAAUAAAAUCGCAGAUCUGUGCCAUACUUUCAUCAAAGAUGGGGCAAGAAUAUUAACUCACGCCUACUCCAGAGUGGUCCUGAGGGUCUUGGAAGCAGCCGUGGUGGCCAAGAAGCGUUUCAGUGUGUACAUUACGGAGUCGCAGCCUGAUCUAUCGGGUAAGAAAAUGGCCAAAGCACUCUGCCACCUCAACGUCCCUGUCACUGUGGUCCUGGAUGCUGCUGUGGGCUACAUCAUGGAGAAGGUGGAUCUUGUUAUAGUUGGUGCCGAAGGCGUUGUUGAAAACGGAGGAAUUAUUAACAAGAUUGGAACCAACCAGAUGGCCGUGUGCGCCAAAGCACAGAACAAGCCUUUUUAUGUUGUUGCAGAAAGUUUCAAGUUCGUACGGCUCUUCCCACUAAACCAGCAAGAUGUCCCGGAUAAGUUUAAGUACAAGGCAGAUACUCUGAAGUCUGCACAGACUGGACAGGAUCUCAGAGAGGAACACCCGUGGGUCGACUACACCUCCCCUUCCCUAAUCACCCUGCUGUUCACAGACCUGGGGGUGCUGACACCCUCGGCAGUCAGCGACGAACUCAUCAAGCUGUACCUGUAACUGCCGGGUCCUCUCCUGCGGGCUUGCAGCUGAGGAAUUGGGAAGCCUCUUGACCCCUCGGUGAGCCAGGCCAAAACUGAGUUGUUUUUUAUGACAUUUUAUAGACUAAGGACUUGGAAUCAUAAGUCAUGGAGAAUUUUUUAAUUCAUUUCAGUUCCAUCUAAAAUAUGUUCACGGUUCCCAUAAAACCCAACCUAGAUUGUGCUUGUAGUUUCCAGACACUUUCAUCCAUUUCCAGUUUCCAGAAAUACAAGUUGGAUUGUUGGCUACUUGACCAACUAAAGAAGAUGUGCCUGCCCCCCUCCCUCCAGCUCCCCGCAUUCCAGACUGAUUUGCCAAGAGCAUCAAUGAGACACGAAGGCCUAAGAGAGCCAGGUGCCCCUCAGCAGCUGAGCAGCGGCCACCCCGGAUGCAGGCUGCAUGCAGUGUGGGAUGAGAAGGGCAGGAAGCGCUCAGGAAUGUGUGUCAGGCUUCCAGCGGUGAACUCGAGCUUUGGGCUGCCACCUCUGCAACAGGAUCCGGAUCCACAGAGGAAACCACCACGAGAGCCCAAGGCAGGCGGGGGCGGCGUCUCUGGCAGCAGCAUCCUGCACGGCUCACCGUUUACAAAGACGCCUUCCAGAACAUUUGUAAACUUAAAUUCUCUAUCUGUGAAAGAUGUGAAUUUAAACAUGUUUGGAUCCUGAACAGCUUUUUACAAUUGUUCUUGGGAACAAAUUCAGCAUCUUUUCAAAUAAAUUAUAUGAAAGAUUU